Guyanagaster necrorhizus is the source of this 874-nucleotide messenger RNA. RefSeq lists its product as uncharacterized. Bases 35 to 820 code for a protein of 261 amino acids. NCBI's taxonomy places the organism in Eukaryota, Fungi, Basidiomycota, Agaricomycetes, Agaricales, Physalacriaceae. The record is from RefSeq and is a predicted model, not a curated record. Gene Ontology annotation, molecular function: phosphatase activity. The transcript has 8 exons.
AUUACACCUCUUGCAUCUUUACCGCCACCACGGCAUGUCCGACUCAGUGCCAGCAAGUACACUGCCCUACCCACCCGUCCAUAAGGGAAAGAAAUUCGUGGUUCUAUCCGAUUGGGAUGGCACGAUAACGACGUUCGAUUCGAACGAUUACAUGACUGAUAACCUUGGGUAUGGAAAGGAGAGAAGGAGACAAGGGAAUCUGGAUAUCCUCACAGGAAAGGCUACGUUCAGGGACGCCUUCCGGGAGAUGCUAGCUAGUGUCGUGGCUAACGGGCAUUCGUUUGAAGAGUGCAAGGAUGUUCUGCGCAAGAAUAUACAACUUGACUCCGGAUUCAAAGAUUUCUAUGCGUGGUGUAAAGCCAAUGAUAUCCCGGUGAUUAUUGUCUCUAGUGGCAUGGCCCCAACUAUUCGUGCCGUUCUUUCCAAUCUGCUUGGGGAAGAAGCCGCUAACGAAAUAGAAAUCAUAUCUAAUGAUGUAGACCUCCACGAGGACGGGACCUGGUCCAUUAAAUUUAGACAUCCUACCAGUGGAUUCGGACACGACAAAUCUUAUGCCAUUCUUCCAUACCGACAGCUCCCAGAGCCUCCGACGCUGUUUUUCUUCGGCGACGGAGUGUCAGACAUGUCCGCUGCUAAGCACGCGGAUGUCCUGUUCGUCAAGACGAAGGAUCAAGGAGACAAUGACUUGGCGGCGUACUGUAUUCGCGAAGGGAUUAAACAUAUCCUCUUCGAUGAUUUCUCUAAAGCGCUGCCUGUAGUGCAGUCCGUCGUUAAAGGAGAUUUGACUGUAGAGAAGGCUCUUGCUAUUGGUCAGGCUUAGAUAAUUGAGAUGUAGACGCUUAAUAUAAAAUCACAGAUUUAAUUUUUCUUUCAG